This is a messenger RNA of Leptopilina heterotoma, 2583 nucleotides long. RefSeq names its product cullin-1-like. Bases 191 to 2485 code for a protein of 764 amino acids. Gene Ontology annotation, molecular function: ubiquitin protein ligase binding. The transcript is spliced from 10 exons. NCBI's taxonomy places the organism in Eukaryota, Metazoa, Arthropoda, Insecta, Hymenoptera, Figitidae. Gene Ontology annotation, biological process: protein ubiquitination; SCF-dependent proteasomal ubiquitin-dependent protein catabolic process. The record is from RefSeq and is a predicted model, not a curated record. Gene Ontology annotation, cellular component: SCF ubiquitin ligase complex.
AUGAAAUUAUAGUAAUUUCUCUCUCUCUAUCUUACUAAGAAACAAGACAAAGAAUAAAGAAAGCAAAUAAUAUUCAUGAUUAAUUGGAAAAUUCAAAACGUAACCUUUAUCACAGUGUAUAGAAAGUGUAUAAGACAAGUAGAAUUUUCUGCAGAAAAGAAAACACAACGAGAAACAGUUAUUAGUCAAAAUGGUAAGAUCAGCAAGAAAACAUGACAAAGCAUCGGUAAACAAGUCAAAUAAGCUACUGGAUAAUAUAUGGGCUCAACUUAAAGACGGAGCAGAGAGCAUUUACAAAGGAGAAUCUAUGUCAAGUCAAAAAUACAUGAUUUUGUAUUCAUGCAUCUACAAUUAUUGUACAAAUGUACAAAUGAAAAUACCAACAAAACCGAUAAAUAGUAAAAAAGGAACAGUCAUUGGUGCACAAGUUUUGGGUUUUGAACUUUAUACUCGUAUAAGUCAUUUCAUUGAAAAUUAUCUCAAUGAAUUGUGCAAGAGUGCAGACAAUUUAGUGGACGAGGACAUAUUGGUUUUUUACACAAAACAAUGGGAGGAUUAUCGUUUUAGUUCAAAAGUAUUAAACGGAGUGUGUGCGUAUUUAAAUCGACAUUGGGUUAGACGUGAAACCGAGGAGGGAACCAGUGGACAGAUUUUUCAAAUUUAUCAACUUACAUUGUAUUUAUGGAAGAAACAUGUUUUUAAACAACUUGAAAAAAAGGUAACAGCAGCUGUGCUGCAAUUAAUCGAACGCGAACGUCAUGGAGAAUUGAUAAACACUAGUUUAGUGAGUGGUGUGAUUAAUUGUUACAUUGAAUUAGGUUUAAAUUCAAAAUCACCGAACAGUUCAAUUUAUCAAAAUUCAUUUGAAAAUCAAUUCAUCAAUGAAACGGAAUAUUUUUAUUUACAAGAGAGCAUCAAUUUAUUAUCAACAAAUACAAUAACUGACUAUAUGAAAAAAAUUGAGGAUCGUUUACAAGAGGAGGCGAAACGCGUACAAAUUUAUCUCAAUCCAUUGACUCACGAACGUCUGCAAAGAGCUUGUGAAAAAAUUCUCAUUGGAAAACAUUUAAUUGUAUUUCAUGCGGAAUUUGAAAAUCUCCUCGAUACUUGGCGAAUAAAUGACUUGACAAGAAUGUAUCAAUUGGUUUCGAAAAUAACCGACGGCUUGGUGGAACUGAAAAGAAUUUUCGAAAAAUUCGUCACUGAAGAUGGUCUUUCUGCUUUGGAUAAAUGUGCCGAUGCUGCAGCUAGCGAUCCGCAAUUGUUCACGAAGAAAGUAUUGGAAAUUUAUGAAAAGCAUAAUUCUCUAAUUACCGAAUCGUUUAGUAAUGAUAACGGAUUUCAAUCAAUGUUGGAUAGAGCUUGCACUCGUUUUAUCAACAACAAUGCCAUCACUAAAUCAUCAAAAACAUCCAGCAAGUCCUCGGAAUUAUUAGCUAAAUACUGUGAUUUACUUUUGAAAAAGAGUAGCAAAAAUCCGGAGGAAAAUGAAUUAGAAGAUGCUCUCAAUCAAGGGAUGAUAAUCUUCAAGUACUUGGAAGAUAAGGACGUAUUUGAAAAGUACUAUUGCAAAUUUUUGGCAAAACGUCUAAUAAAUCAAAUGUCAGCGAGCGAUGACGCUGAGGCUUCGAUGAUUUCAAAGUUCAAACAAAUAUGUGGAUUUGAAUACACAUCAAAACUACAACGAAUGUUUCACGAUAUGGGUAUAUCGAGAGAUUUAAAUGAGAAAUUCCGAAAACACUCGUCCUCCUAUGUUAAAUCUUUAGAUAUGGACUUUAAUAUUCAAGUUCUCUCAUCGGGCUCGUGGCCAUUGAAAAAUUCCUACACUUUUGCUCUACCAAAUCAAUUGGAGAAAUGUUUACAAAAGUUCACAUGUUUUUAUAAUUCACAAUUUUGCGGGAGAAAACUGACUUGGAUGUAUAGUUUGUGCAAAGGUGAAUUGCAUACAAAUUGCUUUAAGAACAAGUACAUUAUGCAAGUUUCAACAAUGCAAAUGACAAUUUUUCUCUUGUACAAUUCAUCAUUGUCCUAUACGAUGCAACAAUUGCAAGAAGAGACACAAAUUGAGUUCAAUUUAUUAAUUCAGGUGGUGCAGAUUCUAUUAAAAUCGAAAGCAUUCACUACCACGGAUGAGAAGAAAUUAACAGCUUCUUCUGUUAUUGAACUUUUCAAAGAUUAUAACAACAAGAAACUUAAGGUCAAUUUAAACGUGCCAUUGAAAACGGAGCAGAAAGUCGAAGAAGAAAAUACGGAAAAACAUAUUGAGGAGGAUAGAAAAAUGCUAAUACAAGCGGCAAUUGUAAGAGUAAUGAAGACGAGAAAAAUUUUAAAACACCAACAACUUUUACUCGAGGUUUUAAAUCAACUGAACACAAAAUUCAACCCAAAAGUAUCAACUAUAAAGAAAUGUAUCGACAUUUUAAUUGAAAAAGAGUAUCUAGAACGUGAGGAAGAAUCAAAGGAUACCUACAAAUAUCUAGCCUAAUUAUAUGUAAAUAGCAAAAAAAAGAAUUUGACAAUUUUUAUCUAAAAAUAUUUAUUAAUAGACCUAAUUUUAAUAGAAACAAAUUUUUAAUACCAAAA